GUAAAUCAGCCAUCUGCAGCAAAGCAUCUGAUGGAUUUUGACAAGAAGCCUUUAGACAAAAAAACUGAAUUCAGUAUUGGUACUGACUUUGGUCUGAAGCUUGACCAAUAUUCUAAGAAAACUGGGGCUCUCAAAAAUAAGUCUGCAGCCAGCCAAGCCCGUGAGUGGACAGAACAAGAAACUUUACUUCUUUUAGAAGCUCUUGAAAUGUACAAAGAUGACUGGAACAAAGUAUGUGAGCAUGUAGGAACAAGAACACAAGAUGAGUGUAUCCUUCAAUUUCUCCGUCUCCCCAUUGAAGAUCCAUAUUUGGAAGACUCAGAAGUUGGUUCAGGAGCAUCACCAACUACAUUAGGACCUUUGGCAUACCAGCCUAUUCCAUUCAGUAAAUCUGGUAACCCUAUUAUGUCCACUGUUGCCUUUCUCGCUUCAGUGGUUGAUCCUCGAAUUGCGGCUUCAGCUGCAAAGGCAGCCAUGGAUGAGUUCUGCAGAAUCAAAGAUGAAGUACCUGCAGCUCUGCUUGAUUCUCACAUUAAGAAUGUUGCUGAUCAUGCAGCCUCCAAUGAAGGAAAGGUGGAUCCAACUGCUGGCUUAGCUAAAUCAGGUAUUGCUGGAACUGAGCCAGAGGGAGAGGAAAAGAAGGAAGGAGAAGAAGAGACAGAAAAGAAAGACGAUGCUAAAAAGGAUGGUGAGAAGAAGGAAGAGGAAAAGAAAGACGAAGAUGAUAAAGAAAAAAAAGAAGCUAUGGAAAUUGACAAAUCAGAUGAAAAAAAGGCAGAGGAGAAAAAGGAUAGUGGAGAAGAGGAGAGGAAGGAUGAAAAGGGAGAAACCAAAGAAGAAAGGAAAGAAGAAAUCAGUCCUGAAGAAAAGAAAUUAGAUGCAGAGCGUGAGAGAUUACGCAAAGAUGCUUCUGUUCAACAGGCAGCCAGUGCUGCUCUGGGAUCAGCUGCUGUAAAAGCAAAACAUUUAGCUGCAGUAGAAGAAAGAAAAAUUAAAUCUUUGGUUGCACUGCUGGUUGAAACUCAAAUGAAAAAGCUUGAAAUCAAAUUGCGUCACUUUGAAGAACUUGAGACCAUAAUGGAUAGGGAACGAGAGAGCUUGGAACUACAGCGUCAGCAGUUGUUGCAAGAACGUCAGCAGUUUCAUCUGGAACAGUUGAAAGCUGCAGAGAUGAGGGCUCGUCAACAUGCCUUACAUCAGUUGACUCAAGGAGCAAGUCCGGCUCAUUCCCCAGCACCUUCCAUGACACAGGUUCACCAGUAGCAUCCCAUGUGUAGAUGAAUACUAGAUAAAAUUAUGGAAAGUGGGUGUAUGGUACAUAAAUUCUUCAGUGGCUAUUCUGCCAAUGGUGACAGGCAAGGUAAGCUUUGUGAUGUCUUUGGAUAGAAUUUAUCUGUACAUGAUUUUUAAUAUUCAAGAGAAGACUUAAAAAUAUUUUCAGAGUGUAAUAUAAAGAUUUGUUUGUUAAAUUGUUUAAGUACUGUCUCUCUUUUUGGAUUUGGACAUUUGCAGAUGAAAGAAUUCUCUAAGUGUUAACUCGAAUUUUAAUAUGCAAUUAUGUUUAAUUAAGAAUCUAAUUCAAAAUUUGCUUAAAGCAAAUUGAGUUUUACAUUCCCACAUACACAUGUAAAUUUUUAGUUUAUUACUAGGUUUACAGCCCAUUGGCCUUUUAUGUACCAAAUAUGCAGUGCAAGAAAUAUUGUAGGUGAAUGCAGGCACUUUUUUUUCUAAUAAGCUUAGAAAUAUAAAUUUGAUCUAUAUUAAUGUCUUCUGGAAAUCUCAGUUAAUGUAUCAUACAACAUUAUCAUCAUUUUAUCAUUAAAACUCAUUUUUA
Molecule: messenger RNA, 1834 nt
Organism: Cherax quadricarinatus
Lineage: Eukaryota; Metazoa; Arthropoda; Malacostraca; Decapoda; Parastacidae
Source: RefSeq, a predicted model, not a curated record